AUGGCCCAAUCUACAGACUUUUCGCUCUUAGAUGCGAGUAUCUCCGAGCUCCAAUCCGCACUUUCUGCAGGAUCGCUCUCUAGUGUCGACUUGGUAUCACGAUACCUACGACGAAUCAGCGUCUACGACGCAAACAAUCUAAAUCUCACCGCCAUCCCGCUCCUAAACCCAUCUGUCUUCGAUGAGGCUGCCGCCUCCGAUGCCCGGCGGGCAGCUGGUCUGCCGCCACGUCCAUUGGAGGGUAUCCCCUACCUCGCAAAAGACAGUAUUAAAGUCAAGGGCAUGACCGUUGCGAGCGGUUCACCUGCAUUUGAAUCCCUUGUUGCCAACGAAGAUGCUGCCUGUAUUCAACUUCUCCGCGAGGCUGGCGCCGUGCUUCUCGGCCGGACAAACAUGCCCGCCAUGGCAUACGGUGGUAUGCAACGUGGGUGUUAUGGGCGCGCUGAAAGUCCCUAUAAUCUUUCAUACCUGGCCGCAGCAUAUGCUUCUGGUUCAUCAAACGGAUCGGCCGUCGCGACGACGGCCAACUUUUGUGCUUUUUCCCUAGGCAGCGAGACUGUUUCUUCGGGUCGCUCGCCGGCGUCAAAUAAUGCCGUUAUUGCAUACACACCUUCAAAAGGCCUUCUUCCUCUCCGCGGUGUCUGGCCACUUUAUCUGACAUGUGAUGUCUUAGUGCCUCAUACUAGAACUAUGGAAGAUAUGUUCCACGUCCUAGACGUUCUGGCCGUGUCCGAUGAAACCCCGACAGGAGAUUUCUACCAGGAACAAAAAUUGAUAUCCCUCCCUUCAAUCAAUACACUCCGACCGCAGUCCUUUUCAGAAUUACAAGAUGGCACAUCCUUGCGCGGGAAGCGCAUUGGUAUACCGUCGAUGUACAUCGGAGGCGAUGACUCUUCUUUAUCCCCAGCCAGCAAAGUCAACACCCGGCCCUCCAUAGUCAAGCUCUGGCAGAAUGCCAGAAAGGUCCUCGAGUCCUGCGGUGCUGAAGUAAUCGAAACAGACUUCCCGCUCGUUACAAACUACGAAUCAAACGCACACAAGGGCCAGCUCGUCACCGUCACAGGGCUACCAGAAGGCUGGUCCGCGCUAGAGCGGAGCGACCUCGUCGCGCAUAUCUGGGAUGACUUCCUGAUUAACAAUGGGCAAAAGGAUCUCGAUACUCUUUCGCAGGUCAAUCCAACGACUAUCUUCCCGCUUGCACCGGGGUCUCUCAAAGGUGCUCCAGAUGCAGCUAAUGCUUUGCGAUGGGAUGAGAUGGUUAAGUAUCCCCACCGGAGGCCGGCGUCUAUCUUUGAAGUCCCUGGUAUUCAGCAGGGAAUCCAGGCACUUGAGAAUGCGCGCAAAGAGACUUUUGAGGACUGGAUGGAUGGGCUUGGACUUGAUGCUGUGGUAUUCCCGGCUAAUGGUGAUAUCGGCGCUGCUAAUGCAGACUGCGAUGAGACAGCCUCGUUGUUUGCGUGGAGUAAUGGAGUCAAGUACUCCAAUGGGAACAGACCUAUUAGGCAUCUUGGCGUGCCUACUAUCUCCGUUCCUAUGGGUAUCAUGGAAGAUACGGGGAUGCCGGUAAACCUUACGUUUGCUGGAAAAGCAUAUGAUGACAACAGUCUACUUAGGUAUGGCUUUGCUUUUGAGACGGCAAUGAAGGGCCGUGUUCAGCCACCACUUGUGCCUGCGCUUGAUUCUGAUCACAUCAAAACUGGUCAAGAUCCUCGGCCAUGGGCUUCUCGAUCUACUGUUGAGUUGGUGGUCGAGACUCAAAUGAAGGAGAUUCACGGCACCACUGUUAUGAUCCAGAUUCAGGGAUCAGUGGUAUUCAAGGACUCCCAGCUGGAGUCUUUGCAAUGCCAUGUCAACGGUCAAGUGUGCAAGCCGGUUUUAGAGGGCGGUAGAUGGUCUAUCCAGGCUUCCUAUCCCGUAUCGGAACGUGACCAACCCUGGAAGAGGUGGUCGAGUCCUGCUUUAACACAGACUAUCGUAGUUAUCACAGCCCACACAAAGGCCGGUUCGACGGCGGGCAAGUUGAUCUUAUUAUAG
Penicillium griseofulvum is the source of this 2034-nucleotide messenger RNA. Its product is annotated as amidase family protein. The transcript has a single exon. Bases 1 to 2034 code for a protein of 677 amino acids. NCBI's taxonomy places the organism in Eukaryota, Fungi, Ascomycota, Eurotiomycetes, Eurotiales, Aspergillaceae. The record is from RefSeq and is a predicted model, not a curated record.